Molecule: messenger RNA, 1920 nt
Organism: Eptesicus fuscus (big brown bat)
Lineage: Eukaryota; Metazoa; Chordata; Mammalia; Chiroptera; Vespertilionidae
Gene: OPN4
Product: opsin 4
Exons: 10
Coding region: 1-1425 (474 amino acids)
Biological process (GO): visual perception; G protein-coupled receptor signaling pathway
Cellular component (GO): membrane
Molecular function (GO): G protein-coupled receptor activity
Source: RefSeq, a predicted model, not a curated record
AUGAACCCUCCUUCAGGACCAAGAGUCCCCCUGGACCCAGCCCGGGAGCCUGGCUGCGUGGCCACCCCGGUCUCACCCAGCAGCACCUCCAGCACGGACCUCCCUCUGCCCACCAGCCCCACGGCAGCCGGGGCUCAGGCUGCGGCCUGGGUCUCCUUCCCCACCGUCGACGUUCCGGACCACGCCCACUACACCCUGGGCACAGUGAUCCUGCUGGUGGGCCUCACCGGGAUGCUGGGCAAUCUGACCGUCAUCUAUACCUUCUGCAGGAGCAGAGGUCUCAGGACGCCUGCCAACAUGUUCAUCAUCAACCUCGCGGUCAGCGACUUCCUCAUGUGCUUCACGCAGGCCCCCGUGGUCUUCGCCAGCAGCCUCUACAAGCGCUGGCUCUUCGGGGAGGCAGGCUGUGAGUUCUAUGCCUUCUGUGGGGCUCUCUUCGGCAUCACCUCCAUGAUCACCCUCACGGCCAUUGCCCUGGACCGCUACCUGGUGAUCACGCGCCCACUGGCCAUCGGCGUGGUGUCCAAAAGGCGGGCGGCGCUGGUCCUGCUGGGCGUCUGGCUCUACGCCCUGGCCUGGAGUCUUCCGCCUUUCUUCGGCUGGAGUGCCUACGUGCCCGAGGGCCUGCUGACCUCCUGCUCCUGGGACUACAUGAGCUUCACGCCAGCGGUCCGCGCCUACACCAUGCUGCUCUUCUGCUUCGUGUUCUUCCUCCCGCUGCUGGUCAUCAUCUACUGCUACGUCUUCAUCUUCAGGGCCAUUCGGGAGACAGGCCAGGCUCUCCAGACGUUCGGAGCCUGCGAGGGCCGCAGUGAACUGCCCCGACAGCGGCAGGGGCUGCAGAGUGAGUGGAAAAUGGCCAAGAUUGUGCUGCUGGUCAUUCUUCUCUUUGUGCUCUCCUGGGCCCCCUACUCCACCGUGGCCCUGAUGGCCUUUGCUGGGUACGCUCAUGUCCUGACGCCCUACAUGAACUCAGUGCCAGCCAUCAUCGCCAAGGCCUCUGCCAUCCACAACCCCAUCAUUUACGCCAUCACCCACCCCAAGUACAGAAUGGCCAUAGCCCAGCACCUGCCCUGCCUGGGCCUGCUGCUGCGUGUGUCGGGGCAGCGCGCCGGCCCGUACGCCAGCUACCGCUCCACCCACCGCUCCACGCUAAGCAGCCAGGCCUCGGACCUCAGCUGGGUCUCCAGACGGAGACGCCAGGCGUCCCUGGGCUCUGAAAGUGAGACGGGCUGGACAGACACGGAGGCGGCAGCGAUGUGGGGGGCUUCCCAGCAAGUGAGCGGCCCGCCCCCCUGCAGUCAGGGCCUGGAGGACAUGGAAACCAAGGCCCCUGCCAAGUCCCCCGCCAAGUCCCAGGGACAUGAAGCAGAGGAUCCCAGGAAGACCAAGGGGCUGCUCCCUAGCCCGGACCCCAGGACGUAGGGCCCUUGGCUCUCCUUUUCUUCUGGGACACGCCCAGCCCCUGAGGCCCCUCGCACAGACCCAGGAUCACCAUGAACUGUGGGCUCUGGAGCGGCCCUGCCACCGGGGUGUGCUGGACUCACAUCCUAAAACCAAAGCUUCUGCCCCUUCUCCUCUGGGCAGCCGGCUCCCCAGGCUCAGCCUGAGGAGGGGCCAGGCCUCCUGCUUCCGGGCAGCUGCUCCCCGCAAGUGCCGUGUGUGUGACUGCCCGGGUGGGCGACGGCCGUGGCGCUGCCCUGCCGGCGGGGCGUGCCCCCCUGCGCUGCAGCGGGAGCCCGUUCCUCGCCUUGGCUUCUCCCGCAGCGCUGCCCACCGUGCCCACGCUCACACACGCUCCCUCCGGCCCACAUCCGCAGGCACUGAGCACGUGUGCGCACACUCCCUGUGAUUUCUUUCACUCAUGAAGCGGUGGCCUGGUCCCGGGCUGUGCCGCUCCGACAGGGGCUGGGAAAAUAA